Haliotis rufescens (red abalone) is the source of this 962-nucleotide messenger RNA. RefSeq names its product sushi, nidogen and EGF-like domain-containing protein 1. The transcript is spliced from 5 exons. Gene Ontology annotation, molecular function: calcium ion binding. NCBI's taxonomy places the organism in Eukaryota, Metazoa, Mollusca, Gastropoda, Lepetellida, Haliotidae. The record is from RefSeq and is a predicted model, not a curated record. The coding region runs from base 45 to 914 and encodes 289 amino acids.
UCCCGUCACUUGCAGCAGCACCUAACUGGGUACAACUCGUGACAAUGGAGAAGAAUCCGAUAACACUGCUGCUUUUCCUGCUGAUUUGUCACUCGUGCUACAGCGUGGUAGUCAACAAUGAUCCCUGCAGUUGGAGUCCGUGUCAGAAUAGAGGCGUAUGCACACCGCAAGGCACCGGGUACAGGUGCAUCUGUUGGCCUGGUUACUCGGGUGUGAACUGUGCAGUAGUCAACGAUGAUCCCUGCCGUUUGAGUCCGUGUCAGAAUAGAGGCACAUGCACACCGCAAGGCACCGGGUACAGCUGCACCUGUCAGCCUGGUUUCUCGGAUGUGAACUGUACAGUCUGCAGUACCAAGAUGCUAGACAUCCUGUUCAUUGAAGAUGUGUCGUUCUCCAUCGGCAAACCCCGCUUUGACGAAAUGAAACGAUUUCAAGAGAGUAUGCUAAACUCUACCACCAUAAGCACUAGCGGUGAUAACGUUGCAUUGAUGGUGUUUUCUUCAAACGCAAGUGUAGUAUUCAAACUCAAUAAAUAUAGCAACAGCAAGUCGGAUGUUCUGGAAGCUCUCAAGCAGCAGACAUACGAAGAGGGUCCCAUUACGAACAUCAGCGAUGCCAUCAAGCUGGCUUCGAGACAAGUUUUCAUCCCUGUUAAUGGCGACCGUAUGUACGUUGAAAAUAUGGUCGUCAUGUUUACCGAUGGGUACACCACAAGCGAGGACCGGGAGGCCAUUGCUGCCAGUAUUGGUGAUCUGAAAGCCAAAGCUGAGGUAUUUGUUGUUGCUAUCUCGGCAGUGGAUGCCAAUUCCACAGUCAACGUGAUUGCGUCGAAACCUUCCAACGUCUUUCAUAUUGACGACCCUAAUGCAGCCAGUGCUAUCCAAAAGAGGAUGAGGUUUUGUCUCCUAUCCUAAGAUAGCUGGACUAAAUGUUAUUUCGUGUCCAAUAAAUGGUCUGCAUAU